AAAUGGAAUAAUCUUUCUGACGAUUUCGACAGCAGUAUCAUGAUUCAGUGUUUCCUUAUUGUUGUAAAAUGUGAUAUAAAUAUUAAUAUGCUAGGAGUUUAAUACCAGUUGGAAAACAUUUGAGCGCAACAAAAACGUUGUCACUAUGCAAUAUAACGAGGCAUGAUACCUGUAGUGCAAACGAAUUUAACAAGAGAAGAAAGGUUGGACAAUCAUACGUUAUUAAAAUACCCGAUCGCUAAAGAAGUAAGCAAAUAGUAGACAAUUGAUUGAGCCACGAUUCAACUGCCGAAAAAUGAAAUAAAAUAUAUUGAAGCUAUCGAUAACAAAAGUCUGUAAGUACAGGUUGGUACAAUGAAAUUAUUAGGCAUUAUUGGAAAAAGUUUAGAUAUUACCAAUACUGUGCCAGUAUAUUUACAUUAUUCUACGACGUUACAUGAAAACAGCUCUAUUGUUGAGUGUAUUAGUGGAUUUAUAAAUGUGUCUUCGCUAAAACGUAUGGACAUGCCUGGAGUCUAGAAAGCAAAUACUUGUUAAUAGAACGACAGCAACGACGUUGUUAAAAAAAGAGAUGAUGUAAAGGAACACAAUUGUCGACGGACCAUUUGAUUAAAUAGUUAAGUGGUAACGAUAUCCAUAAAGCAAAAAGGACAAAAGACAAGAGUGUAUCAAAGAGAUUAAGAAAAAUCUGGGUGUCUAUUUUACAGCCAAAUGUUAACUACACCAUAGAGAUAUUGGCUGGCUGGGGAUAGUUAAAAGAAAAGGAACACGUGGAUUUAAACACAGCCAAACAGAUGCCUGAAUUAAAGAUGUUGAAAAUAUUGACAGUAAUAGGUGUAUUCUUUGUAAUUCCUGGGUUUGUGCUUGUAACAGCCCAAGGCGUCGGGGGCAGCGCACCUUCCUACAGCACGGACCUUGAGACAGAGCUACGCACAGCUCUAUUUACAGGAUAUGAGGUUCUCCAGAGACCCAUGGAACAGGUCAAGGUGAAAGUGUCUUUGAACCUGAUCACCGUUAAUUCUUUGGACAUCAAGGCGCAGACUCUUUCCACAUCCGGUUUCUUUCAGCUUUCGUGGCCUGACAACCGUCUAGAGUGGUCAUCGAACACCAACUAUGAUAAUGUCCGAUUUAUAUUCUCCACCGAAACAUACACCUGGACUCCAAAACUCGUAAUUGAAAAUAGCGUAAAUGACCUUGAAGUGUUCAGCGAUGUGAACACACUGAUUCGACUGAAUUCCGUAGGCGCCGGUAUUUGGACACCAGGGGGCGUGUUCGAGACGAGUUGUGAAGCAGAUAUCACCUAUUACCCACUUGAUACGCAGACAUGCAGCAUAAUUUUAACAACAUGGUCGUACACAUCAAACGAGAUAACUCUGUCAUUUGACGACGACGCAUUCAUUUUGGACAACUUUAGCGAAAACGGGGAAUGGGAGUUGCUGGAGACAUCAAACACUUCGGAAUCCGCCGGAAGGUCAAAGUCCGAGUCCUACACUUACGACAGAUUGUAUUUCACUUUGAAGUUAAGGAGGAGACCCCUUUAUCACAUCUUGAACACUAUCUUCCCCGUGAUUCUCAUGUCCUGUCUGAUCGUGUUUGUGUUCAAACUGCCCCCUGAGUCGGGGGAGCGAGUCGGGAUGUCUUUGACAGUGUUGUUGGCUUACGCCGUGUAUCUGACGCUGAUAACAGAUAAUAUUCCACAGACAUCACUAAGCGCUAGUAUUCUGUCCACAUACCUCACGAUCAUCCUAAUGUUGAGCACGCUCUCGGUGAUCUUCACGAUUGUCGUCCUUGACAUUUACUUCAACCAUGACGAUGACGAAGCGCCCCCUGAUUGGCUUCAGAAAUUCACAAAAAUUUUCUUGGUUAACAUUACGUGCUGGAAAGGAGAAGCAUGUUGCAGACAAGGGAAAGUUAAGCCAUCCACUGGCUCUGAUUCGCGCAUUGCUUUGGUGGAUCUGGAUAAUGUCAACGAUGCAAAAACAAGGAUUAAUUCCCCAAGCGGCAAGGUGCCGUUGACAGAUGAUGAAAAUGAAGAAAACACCAAACCCGAUGAAAAAUAUUACUCGUGGAAGGAGGUUGCUCUCAUUCUGGAUCGCUUCUUUAUGUAUUUGUUUGUAUUUAUGGUUUUUACUGUUACCGUGGUGUGUCUGUCGAUUCUUGCUAUUGGUGGGUAACAAGAAAUUAACAUGUUUUGUGUUGGUAAGCAACACUCAGAUAAGCUUUCUUGUAUUAUGCCGUUAACAAUUUUGCAAAUGACUGCAAAUGACAUUUCGUUUGACUAUGUUUAUCACAUUGCAGUGCUCAGUAUCAAUAAAACAAAACACCAGGUAGCGCAUAGUAACUAAUGGAAUUUUAAUUUAGCUAGUAAAACUGUGUUUACAUGAACUUGAUCCUUUUACGAGUUAGUGUAAUUGCUCAGUGGAAUGUUUAGAAAUAUGUGCUUUAACCAUUUUUGUGCAUUUCUUAUAGUGUUUUUACUAUACACUGUUCUCAUGUUGUUUAAACUAAUAUACAAUCAUUUAGUAAAAGCAUGUGUGCAAACCAUUUAUCACAAAAAGUAGACUCCAGAGAUUUCAACUAAUGAAGAUGUACGAUUACAUUACUUAGUUACCUACAGGUAUAAAUGUAGUUGUUAGAGGAAA
Molecule: messenger RNA, 2642 nt
Organism: Mya arenaria
Lineage: Eukaryota; Metazoa; Mollusca; Bivalvia; Myida; Myidae
Product: acetylcholine receptor subunit beta-like
Exons: 13
Coding region: 795-2174 (459 amino acids)
Biological process (GO): monoatomic ion transmembrane transport; chemical synaptic transmission; regulation of membrane potential
Cellular component (GO): neuron projection; synapse; membrane
Molecular function (GO): transmembrane signaling receptor activity; neurotransmitter receptor activity; extracellular ligand-gated monoatomic ion channel activity
Source: RefSeq, a predicted model, not a curated record